Molecule: messenger RNA, 399 nt
Organism: Adineta ricciae
Lineage: Eukaryota; Metazoa; Rotifera; Eurotatoria; Adinetida; Adinetidae
Source: the annotation of a GenBank genome assembly
AUGUAUCUACGAUUGGUUUCUGCUCGUUUUCUAUCUCAUGUACUACAUUUGCUUGCUAUUGCACUCUGUUUUUGGAGCUGGGAACGCAAUGUAACUGGUUGUGAAAACGAUGCAUCACAGACUUCAUAUAAAAAUCAAUUAUUCGUUGCUCACUCAUUAGCCAUUGCCUUUUGUGUAUUCGAACUGAUUCCUCUAAUUCUUGGUAUCACAUCAAUUAACUAUGCUCGUUCCUUUCUCGCGAUCAUUCUUCAUCUAUCAGCAGCAGUCGGUCUUGUCUUUUUUCUUCUCCAAUAUCAAUGUGCUCUGCGCGUCUGGCCUAUUUUUGCUAUCUGCAGUUGCGUACCAUUUCUGAUCGAAUGCACAGCAGCGAUAUAUAAAACUGUUCGACAGCGUUUAUAA